This is a messenger RNA of Eimeria tenella, 1022 nucleotides long. RefSeq names its product DNA-directed RNA polymerase alpha chain, putative. Lineage: Eukaryota; Apicomplexa; Conoidasida; Eucoccidiorida; Eimeriidae. The record is from RefSeq and is a predicted model, not a curated record. The transcript has a single exon. The annotation marks the transcript as partial.
AUGCCCCUCGAAAGGCCCCAGAAAAGGCUCAAGGGGGCCCCCCAGGGGCCUUGCUGCAUGCAGCUGAGGGGCCCUGCAGCAGCUGGGGGGCCCCAGCACCUCGGGGGGCCCCCAAGGGCCCCUGCUUUUCUGGCUUUUCUUCUUGCUGCUGCUGCUUGCUGCUGCCUCUGGGCCCUUGCUGCGGAGGCUGCGGUGCUGCAGGUGAGCAGCUCUCACCGGGGGCCUCUCCCGCUGCUUCAGAAGCAGCAGCAGCAACAGCAGCUCCAGCUGCAGCAGCAGCAGCAGCCGCACAGUUUGACGACCCUGGCGAUCCCCAUAACAAGAAGGGGGCCCCUGCCUCUAAGGGUGGGUAGGGUGGAUGCAGUAGCAGCAAAACGAAGGCCUGGGGGCCCCCAUGGGGCCCCCCGAAGGGCCCCAUUGACUGCAUGCAGCCGGGGGCCCCCCAGUGGGGCCUUUAUUGUCUCUCUUUGGGGUCCCCGGGGCCCCUCCAGAGUCUUUGCUGCUGCAGCAGCUGGGCCCCAGGGGGCCCAGUGGGGCCCCAGCUUGAAGACGGAGGGCCUCCCUUUCGCAGCCUCUGCUAGAGCAGCAGCAGCAGGAGCAGAGAGGCCAGCAGCAGCAGUGAGCGAGGGGGAAGCAGAAGCAGCAGCAGCAGCUGCUGCUGCUGCUGCAGCAAAUGAGGAAGAAGAAGCGGCGAUAAGUAUCGCCCGCGCGGCCGCAGCGUCCGCAAAGGCGGACGCGUUGGCGGCGGAGCGCUCAGCAGCAGCAGCAGCAGCAGCAGAAGCAGCAGCAGCAGCAGCAGCAGCACAUGGCACUCGCGCCUAUCACUUUUUCGAAGCUGAUCUUCCUGGAGACAGUCUCCUUAAAAGGCCUUAUCCUUCUCUGGAAGACCCGCCCUCAAACUUGCCCCCCCGUGGCCUAGGGCAUUUGCCCACGGAGGCCCCCGGGGGCACCCCGGGGGGCCCCCCAACUCCCAAGGGGUCCCCUGGGGGCCCCUCUGGGGGCCCCCCAGUGACCCUAGGGUU